AUGCAGCAUCCUGGAGGAACAUGCGUGGCAUUACCCAACGUGGACGCCUGUCCUCAGCUGUCCUGCGCUGCCCUCACCUUCAUGUAUUUACAGCAGCAAGGUAACCAAGAGACACCAGCAACCCCGGAAACAUCCAUGGCCCAGGCUUACCCAUCAGCCCAAUUUGCCCCCCCUCCCCAGAACGGCAUUCCAGCUGAGUUCACAGCUUCACAUCCCCAUCCGCAUCCACAUACCCACCCACAUCCACACCAGCACCCAGCAGCACCACAGGACUACACCGGGGUCCAGGCCUCCGUCAGUGAGCAUCCACUCAACAUGUACCAGUCCUCGCAGAGCCACAGUGAACAGGGCGGGUCAGACUCUGGCAGUCAGACAGUCACCGGCACAGCCACACAGACAGAUGAAGCCGCCCCGACGGACAGUCAGCCGCCAACACAGACUGUACCUGAAAGCACAGAUAGCAAGGCCCAACCCAAGAGACUUCAUGUCUCCAACAUCCCCUUCAGGUUCAGAGACCCAGAUCUCAGGCAAAUGUUCGGUCAAUUUGGCAAAAUCUUAGAUGUGGAAAUCAUCUUCAACGAGCGUGGUUCGAAGGGUUUUGGGUUCGUAACAUUCGAGCAUAGCGUGGACGCCGACAGGGCCAGAGAGAAAUUACAUGGCACUGUGGUCGAAGGUCGUAAAAUAGAGGUCAACAAUGCAACUGCCCGAGUAAUGACAAAUAAGAAGACUGUCAACCCAUAUGCAAAUGGCUGGAAGUUAAAUCCAGUGGUCAGCGCUGUCUACAGCCCAGAAUUCUAUGCAGUACAAGGUUUUCCCUACCCAGCAGCCAGUGCAGCAGCAGCGUACAGAGGAGCCCACCUACGCGGUCGAGGACGGACCGUGUAUAACACAUUCAGGGCAGCUGCCCCACCUCCCCAUAUCCCAUCUUACGGAGGUGUUGUUUACCAGGAUGGAUUUUAUGGUGCAGAUAUUUAUGGUGGUUACGCUGCAUAUCGAUAUGCCCAGCCUACUGCUGCCACAGCUGCUGCAUACAGUGACAGUUACGGACGAGUAUAUGCUGCCGACCCCUACAACCACACACUCACUCCAGCAGCCACAUACAGCGUUGGUGCCAUGAACUCGUUCACCCCACUGACAGAUGCCAAAACUCGGAGCCAUGCUGACGACGUGGGGCUGGUGCUGUCCUCUCUCCAGGCUAGUAUAUACAGAGGAGGCUACAGUCGCUUUGCACCGUAUUAG
This is a messenger RNA of Xiphias gladius (swordfish), 1239 nucleotides long. RefSeq names its product RNA binding fox-1 homolog 1 (gene rbfox1). The transcript is spliced from 13 exons. Gene Ontology annotation, cellular component: cytoplasm; nucleus. The record is from RefSeq and is a predicted model, not a curated record. Gene Ontology annotation, molecular function: mRNA binding. Gene Ontology annotation, biological process: regulation of alternative mRNA splicing, via spliceosome; nervous system development. Lineage: Eukaryota; Metazoa; Chordata; Actinopteri; Istiophoriformes; Xiphiidae. Bases 1 to 1239 code for a protein of 412 amino acids.